AUGGCAGCGACGCCCCAUGCGGCGCUUAUGGUGGGGGUUCAGAGUGCGCGCUUGGGGCAUGACAAGCGUAGCCGUGAGCUGGAUGAGGACAAGGUCGAAGAUUGGGCAUGGGAGCGAACAGGUGAGCUUGCAUGGCAAAAAUGUGAGGUGGAGUGUCAGGAAAUUAGCUCAGACGAAGACAUUGACAAGGUUGCGAAGCCAAAGAAGGGUGCGGGCCUAUGGGGUGAUGGACCGCCGCUUGCUUCAAGACUGUUGGGAAAGAGGCAGGAGUUUGCAGAUGGAUUUGGCUUGUGUUCUCCAGGUCGUUGGGAGCCUCACAAACGACAGUGUGCCGCUAGCAUGCCAUGCUUAGGUUUUGCAGAGCAGAUUGGUGUUGAAUUGUUGAAAAAUUUGCGGAGUCAUUUAGACAUGCGUGCUCUGGCGAUGAAGCUUGCAGUGGGUCGUGUGCAAUCUACGCCCUUUUCUGAUGAGCUGAUUAGCGCAGGUCGAGAGUUGCUUUUCACAGCAUUAAAAUUUGCAGGUUCCAAAUUGCCGGUGCGCGAGAGGCAGGGGGGGCAACCCUUUUUCCUAGCGGCCAUUGAAGAGUUCUUGCGAAUUUCGGGAGUGCGUGUGGGGCCAAAUGCCAAACUGCCUCGCGUUCCUGCUAUAUUUGAGAAGAAGAUUAAGUGGAGACAAUACAAAGAAGAAGAGAGCAGCCUAGACAUGGAGAGAGAUAACUAUUUGUCAGCCCGUGAUCAUGCUCGCCUCGUUCAGAAGCAAUUUGAAACUGAAGCUGCUAUGGCAAUGGGUUGCAUGAUUGAGAUGCCUUUGAGUGAAGCAAAGCAAAAAUUUGGGGAUCGGCUGGCCCUAGCGUCCUUAGGAGCGAUAGGGAAGAAGGAUGGAUCGGUCCGUGUGAUCCAUGACGGGACACAUGGCGUUGGAGUGAAUCCAGCCAUUGUGGUCCGGGAUCAGCUCCGCACACCAACUGCCGGUGAUCUGCAAACUGUGUUGCAAGUACUACCAGGUGCGUGGUUUGGCUUGACAGGUGAUGUGGCGCGAGCGCAUCGGUUGGUGCGAGUUGCUGAAGAAGACUGGGGAUUACAGGCGUGCAAGACAGACGUGCGCCCAGAUCAUAUUUGGAUUAAUACUGUCGGAACAUUCGGCAUUGGGAGCGCGGCAUACCAUUGGAGUAGGCUCAUGUCUGGGGUGGGUAGAGCUGCGUACUACCUGCUGGGGCAGAGCGAGCUAUUCAUUCUUGUUUACGUUGACGAUUUACUUUGGAUCACGCGCGAUAAAGUUGGAAUUGAGAAGAUUAUCUUGGCCAUUUACUUCAUGACCAUUGUUGGCUUGCCGUUUGCUUGGAAGAAGUUUCAAGGAGGUGUGGACCUGGCCUGGGUUGGUUUCGAGUUAUGCUUGAAAGGAAGUAAGCUCGGCUUGUCGUUGGCGCGAUCGCAAUGGUUGGUUAAUUGGCUCAGUGACACAGCAGAUUUGGGCCGAGUGCGUAUUGCGGAUAUGUCUGCAGUAUUGGGCCGUCUUUCAUUUGGCUUGACUGCGCUGGGACACUUGAGGCCGUUUUUGGGGCCAGUGUACGCAUGGACGGCAGCAAUGACGCGAAAGGUUAUCACAGGUAACCUGCCCAAGGCGAUCAUCUUGAUCUUUAAGUUCCUGGCAAAGGCAUUAGCAGAUGGUGGGCGCCUGGCAUCUGUGCCACCAGCCCCGGGAGACCAGGUGGAACUGUUUCGGACAGAUGCCCGCGCAGAAGGACAUGAGAUUUGGAUUGGCAGCUGGGCUAUGGAUAGCACGGACACAAAACGCUGUAGAUGGUUUUCUGAAAAAUUGGAUCACGUAUCUGCGCCUGGGCUUUUUACUGCAGGUGAAAGCUACAGACAGAUUGCUUCGCUUGAGCUGCUAGCCUCGUUAGCUGCGGUUGUCGUCUUCGGGGUGCCAGUGCAAAUGCGGGGCAGAAUCCAUUGUUCGGCUGGGACCGACAACAAAGGAAAUAGCCAUGUGGUUGCAAGGUUGCUCACAACCAGAUUCCCCCUUGCUGCGUUUUUGAUGGAGCUGGCUAUGCAGUUGCAAAUGGUUGGCGCGAACCUCGAGUUGUACUGGCUGCCGCGGCUUCAAAACCAGGAAGCUGAUGCGCUCACAAACAACGAUCUGACUAGAUUUGAUGAGCAGCUGCGGCAAAGGUUUGACUUGGCCUCAUUCAAAGGAUUGGUCUUGUCAGACAUGCUAGCUUGCGGAACAGAGCUGUAUGAAGAGAUUAAGGUGGCGCGACAGCGCAAAGCAGUACAACAUGUGCAACGUGGACGAAAGUUGGACGCGCUCAAAGUGGCGCAGCCCUGGGGUUGA
Messenger RNA from Cladocopium goreaui, 2331 nucleotides. NCBI's taxonomy places the organism in Eukaryota, Dinophyceae, Suessiales, Symbiodiniaceae. The record is from the annotation of a GenBank genome assembly.